Papaver somniferum (opium poppy) is the source of this 3036-nucleotide messenger RNA. RefSeq lists its product as uncharacterized. The record is from RefSeq and is a predicted model, not a curated record. Bases 1665 to 2279 code for a protein of 204 amino acids. NCBI's taxonomy places the organism in Eukaryota, Viridiplantae, Streptophyta, Magnoliopsida, Ranunculales, Papaveraceae. The transcript has 2 exons.
CCUCAAUCUAUCCACCCCUCUUGUCAUUGUACUCAGGUACACGACAAUUAGUAUUAGAUUCGUUUCGAUCCAUGGAGUAUUUUGCGUAUCUAGUUAGGGAGAAAGCUGAAGCCUAUCUCUAUUUCCUUGAUGUCAAGAGAAGGUAUAAUGAGCUACUUAACGAUGAACCUUCACCAUGUCGAAAUUAUCAUCUUUCGCAAUUAGAGUCUCUAAUAUCCUUCGCCAAGCUUAGGUGGGAAUCAAUUUAAUUACCACCAUCAGCGAUUAAGGAGUUACAGUCAACCUAUGGGGUUAACGAAUCUCAACAGAUUCAAGAAGAAAUUCACUCUGAAGAACAAACAGCGGAAGAAUCUGUGGGUCUAGAAGAAACAAUGAUUGAAGAGUUUAUUGUGGCUGAAGAAUUGAUCGUUGAUUCUUUUGAUUCCACUGAUGAGUUGAUUCCAUCGUUCUUCUUUGAUGACAAAGAAGAUCCAACCACUGACGAAGAAGAAUAUUGGAUUCCUUCGUUUUUUUUUCGAUGAAGACAUAGAGGAUUCAAUAGUCGAAUCAAUUCUAACCAAGGUUGUGCACGUUGCAGGGAAUGAGUUCAAUAGGAAGAAUCAGAUCUUGAGUUCUCCUAAUCCAGUAAUUGGUGAGUGUUUUCCCAUUAUUCUCAAUUCUUCUCAUAUCAUAUUUGAUCCAGGAAAUAUUUCAAACUCAUUAAAAGGUUUUGUUACUUAGCUGGUGUUUCUGAAUUCGGUUUUGAUUCAAUUACUUCUUGUUCUUUUACAUUAUAUGUUUACUCAAUUUUAAUGGAUGAAUUUGAUAUAAAUUUUGUAUAUGAGCUGAAUUCCAAGAAUGGGUACUGGUCAUAUUCAUGGUUUAGAGUUCAAUUUGCUUGUAUGUUGGAUAAUGGUAGUGUUUCUAGUACCACCUGGCAGAUGUUUGUUCAAAUGCUCCUCCUGGAUAUUGUAUGUUUUGAGCACAAUUUUUUUUUCAACCAAUUGCCUACUGGGUUAUUUUCUUGCCGUUGUUUCAAGUCAGCUGAUAUAGUAUUUGAUCGUGGCAAGUAUUUCAGAAAAUUGAUUCUUAGACUUGGGUUUAUAUCCGAUUAUGGAUAUUCGGUACUUCCCCUGCGUGUUCAUGAUGUUGUACUUCAUGUUGAUGUGGGACUACUUGUUAAAAGGCCUGAGAGUGCAGUUUGUAAUUUAUGGGGUGUUAGAAUUGAUUUCCUUUUGCAGCUCAAAAUGGGUGAAGUAUUUGACCGUGGAAAAAUAAUUGAACUCAUUAUGGGGUACUCAUAUCUUGCUGGUAAAUAUAGAUUAUGUAAUAUGGUUGCUUCUCAUUCGUUUAUAUCCCUUGUGUGUUUCCAUUCAAUAGCUGGAUACCACUAAAUGUUUAUUCAUGAGUUAGCUCUUGACAAUGGGUAUCAAGUAGACUUGGAGUUUACAAAGUUUAUGGUGUUUUUGUUUCUUAAGAAGGGUGACAAUUGUGAUGGCAGUCAGCUGUUUGUGAAUAGAGGUAAUAUAGCUCGAUAUGUAUUGAUGCUUCUGCGAAUGUAAUUGGGUGUAAUUCAGAUUGCUUAUCAGUGGGUUGAUCAACUGACUGGGAGAACUGGAGUUUUUUUUUUACUCUUGUUUGCCAGAGUGGGUGCUAUUGGGCAGGCUGGUCAGUGGGGGGUUCAAAUGCUUAAUAUGUGGGAAGAAGCCUCUGUUCUUUUCCAGCUGCAGUUAAUUUGGGUCCCUUGCCAUCAAAUCUUUAGCACCAAUUGUAUAGCAGCCAAAGUAAUAUCUUCACAACUGAUGCAUUCUCUAGGUGCAGCUGAUGCUUUUGUCGGAUUUUGUGGUUCUCCUCCUAAAAUAAUUCUCAUCCUUAUUAGAAGUUGUUUUGAACAGUGGGGGUGUUAUUGUUUCUUACAGAACAUAUUAGGUAACUGGUAUGAAGUUAACUGGCAUGAUAGUGUUACACCGCAGGGACUACUUAUGGGAGCUUCUACCUUAGCUAAUACAGUGUCUACAGCGAGUUAUCAUGUGGUAGUUCUCAUCAAGUCUACUCACUGGACAUAUGACAGAGGCAUGUUGUUCGCUAGUCAAGAGAAAAAAUCCGCAAAUCUACUUCCACUCAAUGCUUCAACCGUGUACGCUCAUAGGUUCUAUCAAGUGCAUUUUCAUGCUGCAGUUCAUCCAUUGUCACAACGUUGGCCUGGUGAUGGUAACCUCGUGGAGUUUGUUGCGGAAGUUGAACUAAUUCUUACUAUAAUGUUACAGUACCUUGUGAUGAUCCUUUAUAUUGUGUGUUGAUGAGUAUUCAUGGGAAUAGUCGAAAUUCAAAUCGAUCUACACCAAGUUCCCUUGUCACUGGAAUUUACAUCUUCACAUUCCUCCCGGUAUUCAAAAAUGUAGUGAUGAGAUAUGUUGAGUUUCUCGAACAGUUGACGGUUACAACACAGCUUGCAGUCAAGAGUUACAUUCGCAGUCAACAUAUGAGAGGUGGAGUAAUAAUAGUAGAGAACUUAUCUUACUUUUUUAUAUCUGAAGCCAAAGCUGUUCACAACUAUGCUGGAGCUCAGGAAACUUCCACCAGGGGUAGACAACACCGUACAAGUUCAGAGUGGAGCCUAUGCAAAUUGCAGCAGUGAUGAGUCUCAUUGCUCAUGCCGCUUCUGUUAGUGUUUCCCAAGCUACGAAUUUUGAUGAUUAUGCACAUGCUUACCCACAUAUGGAUAUCAUGAUGUACUCGAUAUGAUGAGAAGAGGUGUUGGCAGCUUAGUUCUCAUCCUUGGGGACAAGGAUGUUUUCAAGGAGUGGGGAAUGUCAUGUACCCGAUAUGAUGAGAAGAGGUGCCCCUUAUCCCACUCAAUGUUUGUAUUUAGUAGUAGGCUUAUUAGUAGUAAAUAACUUAUUAACGGGUGUCUUUAUCAUUCGUGAAGAGUGGUUUAGAUAUAACCAUCUGGUGGUAUUGUAGACGUUGGAUCUGUUGAGUAGAUUCGAGCUUUAUAAGCUCAAGUUCUGUAAUAGUUAGGGAAAGAAAUCAUUAAUCAAAUUAUAACUUUGUUCU